This is a messenger RNA of Suillus plorans, 719 nucleotides long. Its product is annotated as Cerato-platanin. The record is from RefSeq and is a predicted model, not a curated record. NCBI's taxonomy places the organism in Eukaryota, Fungi, Basidiomycota, Agaricomycetes, Boletales, Suillaceae. The coding region runs from base 1 to 438 and encodes 145 amino acids. The transcript has 2 exons.
AUGAAAUUUUCAUCCGUCCUGUUCUCCGUCUCCGUCUUUGUCCUUUCCGCUUUAGCACAAACGACAGAAACCCUUUCAUAUGACAGCACGUACGAUGACGCCACCCUCUCCCUUUCCAGCGUCGCUUGUUCAGAUGGUGCCAACGGGCUUGAGACAAAGGGAUACGCGACCCUUGGAUCACUUCCCACAUUCCCUAAUGUCGGCGGUGUCUACACCGUGACGGGGUGGAAUUCCGCUGCGUGCGGGGCCUGCUAUAACGUCACAUACGGGGGUAAAUCUGUUGCUAUCCUCGCGGUCGACGUAUCCAAAACCGGCUUCACUGUUUCAGAGUCGGCCAUGAACACCUUGACUGGUGGCCUGGCCGUUGAGCUGGGAAGAGUGGAUGCUACGGCAACCCAAGUGGAUGCGUCAGAAGUUUCUUCUGCGUCUGGACUCUGACUCUGAGUGCCAGACAGACAAUAAUGUUCAAGCUGAGACUUGGGACUUACGGUUUCGAUGGACUUGAAUCGCAUAUCAAAAUUAGCUGAAUAAACGGACAACAGGCUCUUUGUGGAGUGGCUUUCAUAUGUAGACUGCGGUUAUUUGGACUUAUCGACUCUGUACUUACCUGCAUCGUCCAUGGAUACUUUACGUAGUGUCACAGACUUGACAGUGUUACAGACCAAUUGUAGAUAUCGCAGCAUAUUCCAUACAGCAUUUUGUGCAAAACUUGAAGGAGG